Molecule: messenger RNA, 1242 nt
Organism: Phycomyces blakesleeanus NRRL 1555(-)
Lineage: Eukaryota; Fungi; Mucoromycota; Mucoromycetes; Mucorales; Phycomycetaceae
Exons: 4
Coding region: 1-1242 (413 amino acids)
Biological process (GO): fatty acid beta-oxidation; phenylacetate catabolic process
Cellular component (GO): peroxisome
Molecular function (GO): acetyl-CoA C-acyltransferase activity
Source: RefSeq, a predicted model, not a curated record
AUGGCUUCCCUUCCAUUCCCAAUUACAUUGCCUUCCUUGACCAAGUCCCAGCUCACCCACGUUGGUGUAAAGUCUCCUGAAGACGUUGUUGUUGUCUCUGCCGUCCGUACUGCUCUUGGAAAGGGACGCAGAGGUGGUUUCAAGGACACCUUGGCUGAUGAACUUCUCUCGUUUGUUCUCAAGGCUACUAUUGAAAAGACUGGAAUUAACCCUGCCUUGGUUGAGGAUAUCACGGUCGGUAACGUCUCUGGUAAGGGUGGCCUAGCAACACCUGCCCGCAUGGCUUCCCUCUACGCAGGCUUUCCAGAAACAACCUCUGUCAGCACCAUCAACCGCCAGUGCUCGUCUGGUCUGCAGGCCUGUGUUCAGAUUGCAACUGCCAUCCAGGCUGGUUUGAUUGAAGUCGGUAUUGGAGCUGGCGUCGAAUCCAUGUCGGCCGAUUAUUUUUCCCGUGAUAUUCCUCUGUCCCAAAAGAUGAUCAAUGAAUCUACCACUGCCAGUGACUGUACCAUUCCCAUGGGCAUCACAUCCGAAAAUGUCGCUUCUGAUUAUGGAAUCUCUCGUGCAGAGCAAGACGCUUUCUCCGCAGAGUCCCACAAAAAGGCAGCCGCCGCACAGGCUGCUGGUUACUUUAAGGAGGAGAUUGUCGCUGUCGAGACCACUGUUCUGGAUAAGGAUGGCAAGGCCUCCAAGGUUCUGGUCGACAAGGACGAAGGCAUCCGUGCCUCGUCGUCUGCCGAGGCUCUUGGUAAGCUCAAGCCAGCCUUUAUUCCUACCGGCUCUACCACUGCUGGUAAUGCCUCCCAGAUCUCCGAUGGUGCUGCUGCUGUCCUGUUGAUGAAGCGCAAGACUGCUCAUAAAUACUCUCUUCCAAUUCUGGGCAAGUUUGUCACCUCUUGCUCCGUUGGUGUCCCUCCUCGUGUUAUGGGAGUUGGACCCGCCUACGCUAUCCCUGUUGUUCUCGAAAGAGCUGGCUUGAAGAUCGAGGAUGUCGAUAUCUUUGAGAUCAACGAGGCCUUUGCUUCCCAGGCGCUUUAUACCAUCAAGGCUCUCAACAUUCCUUUCCACAAGGUCAAUCCCAAGGGUGGCGCUAUUGCCAUUGGCCAUCCUCUUGGCUGUACUGGUGCCAGACAGGUUGCCACUCUUUUCCCUGAGCUCAAGCGUACCAACACAAGAAUCGGUGUUACUACCAUGUGCAUUGGUUCUGGCAUGGGUAUGGCUGCUGUCUGGGAGCGCGAGUAA